UACAUUAUUGCAGUAUCCUAACUGCAUUUUGAGUUCUUACACACCUGUUUCGAUCAUUUAAUUUAUUAUUACGUACUUCAUAAUGGGGGAUGAACAAACUAUGCCGUAUCCUUACGAAUUUUAUAAUAUAAGUGAUGAAGAAAAGAGUCUUAACGAGAAACUGCAUGCUUAUCCAUAUGAAUUUUUGCGCGUCGGUCCCAAAGGUUAUCUUGUCUCCAAAAUUUUCAAAACGGAUGCUGCUAACAUCUAUAACCUGCCUUUAAGGUCUAGCGACAUAUUUGUCACCAGUUAUCAAAGAUCAGGAACAACAUGGACUCAAGAGUUGGUGUGGCUGCUGGCAAGUGACUUGGAUUAUGAAAAGGCUUUGUCUACUCCGCUCAUCGAAAGAUAUUCAUUUCUGGAAAUGUUCAUGAAUGUACCAGACACAGGAAUAGAUGGUUUCAUGAAGGCAUUGAGCCAGAAUAGUGAAAAUUUCGAUAAGGAAAGCAUGUUGAAAAUGAUUAAAUGGCUCGGUUCUCCGAUAACAGGCGACCUAGCUACCAGACCGUCACCUCGCUUUAUAAAGUCCCACCUUCCUAUGUCCCUACUGCCCCGGAAUCUUUUAGACACAGCAAAAAUGGUGUACAUUGCACGAGAUCCUAGAGACGUGGCUGUAUCAUACUACCAUCAUACUAGACUUUUCAUGCAUACUGGUUUUAAAGGAACUUUUAAGGAGUUUUGGCACCUAUUCCAUGGGAAUUUAAUGGUGUUAACUCCAUACUUCGAGCACGUGAAAGAAGCUUGGGAGAAGAGACAUGAUCCCAACAUGCUGUUCCUGUUCUAUGAAGAUUUGUCAAAGGACUUACCUGCCGCUGUCCAACGCGUGGCGGACUUCUUGGGUAAAAAGUUGGAUGACAAACAAAAAGCAACUCUCUGUGAUCACUUGAGUAUAGAAAACUUUAAGAAAAACAAAGCUGUCAACUUUGACGAACUCAGAGUACUCGGAAUGUUCGCCAAGGAUGAAGAAUUUAUUAGAAAAGGUAAAGCCGGAGGCUGGCGCGACUACUUCGACGAGGAGAUGACACAAGAAGCUGAUAAAUGGAUUGCGGAUAACCUGAAGGAUACUGAUCUACGCUUCCCUACUGUUAAAUAAAUAUGUGUAUUGUAAUAUAUGGAUACUAUACCUACUGUAGAUAAUGAAAUUAAUCUUAUAAAGUAAUUUAUAUUUGUGUUUAAAUGUAAACGAAUAAUAAUAGGUACUUACCGAAUACUACUUAUACAGUUUGAAUGUAAAAUAAAAUCGAAAAACUAA
Spodoptera frugiperda (fall armyworm) is the source of this 1291-nucleotide messenger RNA. RefSeq names its product sulfotransferase 1C4. The transcript has 7 exons. Gene Ontology annotation, cellular component: cytoplasm. Gene Ontology annotation, biological process: sulfation. NCBI's taxonomy places the organism in Eukaryota, Metazoa, Arthropoda, Insecta, Lepidoptera, Noctuidae. The record is from RefSeq and is a predicted model, not a curated record. Gene Ontology annotation, molecular function: sulfotransferase activity. The coding region runs from base 83 to 1132 and encodes 349 amino acids.